Messenger RNA from Plasmodium malariae, 969 nucleotides. Its product is annotated as succinyl-CoA synthetase alpha subunit, putative. Lineage: Eukaryota; Apicomplexa; Aconoidasida; Haemosporida; Plasmodiidae. Gene Ontology annotation, biological process: tricarboxylic acid cycle. Gene Ontology annotation, cellular component: mitochondrion; succinate-CoA ligase complex (ADP-forming). Gene Ontology annotation, molecular function: succinate-CoA ligase (ADP-forming) activity; succinate-CoA ligase (GDP-forming) activity. Bases 1 to 969 code for a protein of 322 amino acids. The record is from RefSeq and is a predicted model, not a curated record. The transcript is spliced from 3 exons.
AUGAAAAAUUUAUGUUUCUCCUUAAAGGGAAGAAAUUAUUCUGCAACAAGUAAGGUGUUUAUUGACAAAAAUACAACGGUAAUAUGCCAAGGGAUUACUGGGAAACAGGGAAGUUUUCACACUACAGAAGCCUUAAAGUAUGGAACAAAAGUCGUAGGAGGAGUAAACCCUAGGAAAAAAGGGACAUUAUGGACAAGUAAUGAUAACAAAUAUACAUUACCAGUUUUUGGAUCAACUCUUGAAGCUAAGGAAAAAACGAACUGCUAUGCAUCAGUUAUAUAUGUUCCUCCAGAGCACGCAAAAAAUGCAAUAAUUGAAUCAAUUGAGUCAGAAAUUUCUUUAAUUGUAUGUAUAACAGAAGGGAUAUGUCAACAUGAUAUGUUACAAGUUAAGUCUUGCCUGAACAUGUCAAAAAAGAGUACCUUAAUUGGUCCUAAUUGUCCAGGUGUUAUAAAACCAGGGGAAUGUAAAAUUGGAAUUAUGCCUUCACAUAUUCAUAAAAAAGGAUGUGUUGGUAUUGUAAGUAGAAGUGGUACAUUAACAUAUGAAGGAGUAAAUCAAACCACAAAAGUUGGCCUAGGUCAAUCUACGUGUGUAGGUAUAGGGGGAGAUCCAUUUCAUGGUACGAAUUUUAUUGAUUGUAUUAAAUUAUUUUUAGAAGAUGAUCAAACAAAAUGUAUUUUAUUAAUUGGUGAAAUUGGGGGAAAUGCAGAAGAGCAAGUAGCUGAGUGGUUAAUACAAAAUAAUGUUGAUUGUGAAAAAAAAAAAAAAAAACCUGUUUUUGCAUUCAUAGCUGGAAAAUGUGCACCUCCAGGGAAAAGAAUGGGCCAUGCAGGUGCUUUAAUUAGUGGUGGGAAAGGAACAGCAGAUGAAAAAUUGAAGGCUCUAAAAAGUGCAGGUGUUCAUACUAUUAUUAAUCCUACACAAAUGGGUCAUGAAAUAUAUUCCAUAAUGAAAAAUCUUACGUAA